This is a messenger RNA of Drosophila ficusphila, 3183 nucleotides long. RefSeq names its product glycerophosphocholine phosphodiesterase GPCPD1. The coding region runs from base 330 to 2291 and encodes 653 amino acids. Gene Ontology annotation, biological process: glycerophospholipid catabolic process. The record is from RefSeq and is a predicted model, not a curated record. The transcript is spliced from 2 exons. Lineage: Eukaryota; Metazoa; Arthropoda; Insecta; Diptera; Drosophilidae. Gene Ontology annotation, molecular function: glycerophosphocholine phosphodiesterase activity; starch binding.
AAAAGCGCCUGAAACAGUUGCGACUGCAACGUCGAUUUGUGACGACGGACCGUCCCAAGCGUCCUAGUUCCCAGCCAAAGGAUACUAACAAAGAGUCUGCUCUGAAAACCAGCAAACUACAAGCCAACAAGCCCAAAAACCAAGUACAAAAUGCUUGCCUAGCUAAAGAAACGGAAACAUUGCGCAUACGCCGCAUAGUGCAAACAAUAACUGUGAUACAAGUUGAAAUUUCUUGAUUUUCGUUGGUCCUCGCACCAAAGCAACCUAACCUACCUACUUAAUAACUUAUUUGUGCUAUCCCCAAACCAAGAAGCCGAAACAGAGGCAAAAUGUCGGUGCCAAUGCUGCUGACCCCCAUGGAGCCCCAGAGCCCGGAUGACCACAUGAAAAAUUGCGCCGCCUACGUGGACGGAGCCUCGAUCACCUAUGGAACCGGAAACGAGCUGGAGUCCGUCCCCGGAUCCACCGCCGCCUGCAAGCCCACUCUGCGGGAGUUCAACGUGCGGCUGGAGGCUCCCCUGGCCGCCGAGGAGCGUCUCGGUCUCACCGGCGACGUGAAGGCCCUCGGCGAGUGGCAGCUCUCCAGGAGCGUGCCGCUCGAGUCGCUGGACGAGCUCAACUGGCAGGCCACGGUGGCCCUGCAGUCCUGCCGCCAGCUGGAGUACCGAUACUUCGUCUACGUGGAGGACCUAUCCGGCUACAAGCAGAUCCGCCGGUGGGAGACCCACUUCAAGCCCCGCUCCCUGGGUCCCUGCCAGGAGCUGCAGUGCAGCCAGCUGGACGUCUUCGGGAUCACCUCGGACAACUCGGACCUGAAGCCGCAGGUGCACCGCGGCUGGCUCAACCACGAGGCCAUUCUGCAGCUGAAGUUCAACGGCGAGAAGAUGUUCCAGGUGCACGACAUCGAGACCUUCGACCCGCAGCACGUCCAGCUGAAGGUGGUGCCCGUCGAGCAGACCGCCGGCCUCCACGUAGAGUACACCAAGCAGGAGUACGGCCGCAGCCAGCUGGAGCAGCAGCCCACCUUCGGAGUGCCGUACACCAAGGGCGACAUCGUCAUCUUCCACAUCACGCUGCCGCUGGAGAAGAUGAUGCAGCAGCACUUCCGCCUCGAGUGCUACAGCAUGUCCAACGAGCUCCUGGGCAGCGCCAGUCUGGUCAGCUCGGAGCUAACUGGCAGCGAGGGACUGCUGCACCUGCGCAUCAAGUCGGCCAGGGAUGCUGAUGAGACUCUGGCCAGGCUGCGGCUCCCCUACGUGGCCGUGCAGCCGUAUCGCUACUCGCCGCUGGACUUCAAGACCACCUACGCCCACUACUGGCCCAAGAGCUGGCCCAACCUGGACGUGGGUCACCGCGGCAACGGCAAGAGCUACAUUGCGAACGCUCCUGCUGAGCGGGAGAACACCAUCGCCUCCUUCCUGAGUGCCCACGAGCACCACGCGGACAUGAUCGAGCUGGACGUCCACCUGACCGCCGAUGGCGUCCCAGUGAUCUACCACGACUUCGGCCUGCGGACUGCGCCGCCCGGCAAGCAGAUCAACCGGCCGGACCAACUGGAGUACGUGCUGAUCAAGGACAUCAACUACGAGCUGCUCAAGAGGCUGCGCAUCUUCUCGGUGAUCGCCGGCCAGGUGGUGGAGUACCCCUCGCACAACAACGAGCCGAGGAGCGAGCACCGCAUCUUCCCCACGCUGGUGGAGGUGCUGGAGCAGCUGCCCAAGUCGCUGGGCAUCGACGUGGAGAUCAAGUGGCCGCAGCGCCGCCAGGGCGGAGGAUCCGAGGCGGAGCAGACCAUCGACAAGAACUUCUUCGCGGACAAGGUGCUACACCAGGUGAUCCAGAAGGGCUGCGGCCGACCCGUAAUCUUCUCCAGCUUCGACGCGGACAUGUGCACGAUGCUGCGCUUCAAGCAGAACAUCUUCCCCGUGAUGUUCCUCACGCAGGGCGAGACCAAGAAGUGGCAGCCCUUCCUCGACCUGCGGACACGCAACUUCAUGGCCGCCGUCAACAAUGCGCAGGCCUUCGAGUUGGCCGGAACAGCUCCGCACGCCGAGGACUUCCUGGGCGAGAACGCGCCCGAGAUGCUGCAGAAGGCCAAGGACCUGGGCCAAAUAGCCGUCAUCUGGGGCGACGACUGCAACUCGAAGGAGCGUGUGGAAUAUUUUACCCGCAUCGGGGCCACCGCCACCUGCUACGACCGCAGCGAUCUCUUCAUGCCCGCGGGCAAACAGGAAGCCUUCUUCAAGUCACCCGCUCUGAUGGCCGAGUUCGCAGCCCAAUGCCGGAAUUAGUGGAAAUAGGGUUAGCAGAAGAAGAAGCAGAAACGGGCGGGUAUUUCUAAGCAAUGGUUAAUCGUUAGGCCUCUAAGGCUAGUCUGUAUAUUUAUUUAAACACUAACUGGGAAAGAGAAAUGUGAGAAGCUUUGGAGUCGCUGGGUAAUUUGAAACACCGAAACGGAACAGAAACCCUCGAAGAAAUCAUUUCUACACACGUUAAGCCGUCAUUUGGCAUAAUUACACAUGCAAAAAGGAAUUCCUCCAAAAUUAAGUAGCACCACAAAAGACAAUGGGAAGAAAGCGAAGCGAAGAGUCGAGAAUUACAAAAACACAUACACCUACAUUACCUGCUAAUAAUCUAUCUAUCUAUACCUCAAGCAAAAUAAGCGAAAAUAUAAUGCUAAUAAGCUUCUUUUAAUUAACGCGUAACUACAGAUAAUAAUAACGUCUAACGGUGAAUAUAUAUUCAGUGAGUCGAUGUAAUAUCAACAGAAUUGUUUGUCACUUGAGCAAAAACUAUUUUUAUAUUAGAGAAGUAUUUUAUAUAACUGUUGUAAAAUAAAUUUGAGGCGUGUUUAUACACAUUUUAAAAUGUCCGAUUUGUUUGAAAUGCUUUGUUUCUGUUUUAAAAUCUGUUUAAUAAUUAACACAGUAAUUAAGAAAACAUAUAAGAAAACCAACUCUAUAAACUCAAAGAGAAUACCAUAUACAAUGGAUUACAAUAUAUAUUUAAAGAUGUCGCUUACAAUAUUUAAACUUCAAGAAUACACUUAAAAGCAAUCAUAUAUUUUUAUCAAUAUUUAAAAUCAGUUUAACGACGAAAAACCAGAAGCGAUAAGUGAUUAACAAGUCGUAUGUUUAAUAAAAUCACAUAAAUAUUUUCAUAAUAUUUUAAAGAGCAACUGAA